Messenger RNA from Bufo gargarizans (Asiatic toad), 1652 nucleotides. RefSeq names its product pyruvate dehydrogenase kinase 3 (gene PDK3). Gene Ontology annotation, cellular component: mitochondrion. Gene Ontology annotation, molecular function: pyruvate dehydrogenase (acetyl-transferring) kinase activity. Lineage: Eukaryota; Metazoa; Chordata; Amphibia; Anura; Bufonidae. The record is from RefSeq and is a predicted model, not a curated record. The transcript is spliced from 11 exons. Gene Ontology annotation, biological process: protein phosphorylation; regulation of glucose metabolic process. The coding region runs from base 231 to 1451 and encodes 406 amino acids.
AACGCGCGGUCAAGGGGGCGUGUCCAAGGCCUCAGCCGCUAGGGUAGGAGGUCUCUGUCCAGCACUGGCUCGUUGCUUCCUUCCAUCUGUAUUAUUUACCUCAGCGCUGGACACUUGUCCGCACCGCCGGCGGCUGCAGCGCUCUCCAUUCAUACAGUCAGGCACUUGUGAAGAUGUAGAUACCACUGGUUCCAUCACUGUCGGUGACCACCUACCUCCAGAGGGGCAUCAUGAGGCUGUGUAUGUACCUGCUGAAGAACUCCAUCCCUAAUCAGAUCGAGUACUACUCCAAGUUCUCCCCCUCCCCCCUGUCCAUCAAGCAGUUCCUGGAUUUCGGUCGCAACAAUGCCUGUGAGAAAACAUCUUAUCUCUUUUUGCGGAAAGAAUUACCAGUACGUAUUGCAAAUACACUAAAGGAAGUUAAUUUGCUGCCUGAAAACCUGCUCCAAAGGCCAUCUGUGAAAUUAGUCCGGACCUGGUAUAUGCAGAGUUUUCUUGAACUUUUAGAGUAUGAGAAUAAGAGCCCUGAUGACCCAGAUGUCCUGUAUGACUUUUUAAACAUUCUCAUUGAAGUGAGAAAUCGACACAAUGAUGUGGUCCCCACCAUGGCCCAAGGUGUGAUCGAAUACAAGGAGAAAUAUGGAUUUGACCCGUUUGUCAGCAGUAAUAUCCAGUAUUUCCUGGACAGGUUCUACACAAACAGGAUCUCAUUUCGUAUGCUCAUUAAUCAGCACACUCUUCUGUUUGGAGGGGACAUAAAUCCUGCACAUCCAAAGCAUAUUGGCAGCAUUGAUCCCUCCUGCAAUGUUCCAGAGGUAGUGAAAGAUGCCUAUGAAACGGCAAAAAUGCUUUGUGAGCAAUACUACUUGGCAGCACCUGAACUUAAGAUUGAAGAGUACAAUGCUAAAGCUCCUGGUAGACCGCUCCAAGUGGUGUAUGUGCCCUCUCAUUUGUUUCAUAUGCUGUUUGAAUUGUUUAAGAAUUCAAUGAGAGCCACUGUGGAGCAACAUGAAGGCCGCACUGAGGCCCUGCCACCUGUGAAGACAUUGGUCACACUUGGAAAGGAAGAUCUAUCUAUAAAGAUCAGUGACCAAGGUGGUGGAGUGCCAUUGCGGAAGAUAGAUCGCCUGUUCAAUUACAUGUAUUCCACAGCACCUAGACCCAGUUUAGAGCCAAGCAGAGCAGCUCCUUUGGCUGGUUUUGGGUAUGGAUUACCCAUCUCUCGACUCUAUGCUCGUUAUUUCCAAGGUGACCUUAAACUCUAUUCCAUGGAAGGUGUUGGUACAGACGCGGUUAUCUACCUUAAGGCUGUUUCCGGCGACUCAUUUGAGAGACUGCCAGUAUUUAACAAAUCAGCAUGGCGACACUACAAGAAUGCGGCAGAAGCCGACGACUGGAGCAACCCAAGCAGAGAGCCACGGGAUGCUUCAAAGUACAAGGCUAAUAAAUAGGCCGCCUUUAGGAUCGACAUGUGUAUUGCUCUUAUAUUUGGGCAGUUUCUGGGGUUACAAAAUCACUGUAAUAAUAAUGGGGAACACUCUUAGGCCCCUUUCACACGGGCGAGUAUUCUGCACGGAUGCGAUGCGCGAGUUGAACGCAUUGCACCCGCACUGAAUCCCGACCCAUUCAUUUCUAUGGGGCUGUUCACAUGA